Messenger RNA from Monodelphis domestica (gray short-tailed opossum), 10329 nucleotides. It is a transcript of the gene C1H14orf132, whose product is annotated as chromosome 1 C14orf132 homolog. Lineage: Eukaryota; Metazoa; Chordata; Mammalia; Didelphimorphia; Didelphidae. The record is from RefSeq and is a predicted model, not a curated record.
AAUCUUAGAGUGCAGGUAGGAAAGUAAGGCAAAGCAGAAAGGUAGUUUGGAGUCACACUGCCAAGAGCCUUGCUUUAAACAAAUGAAUGACCGUGUUAUCAGUUAUUGAAACUAUCCUCUCUUUUACCCUAAGACCUUUUCGGUUCCCUGGUUUGGACUAGAAGCACUUGACCGUGCAAUGGGGGCAUGGAGGGUCUCCCAUAGGGCGUCGGGAAGACUCCAAAGAAGCAGGGCAGGGCUGGGCUGGGAUGAGUCCUCGGCCUUUUGGUCAGGGCCAAGGCCGAGGCUGGGGCUGGACAGCUCAGGAGGAGGCGGUCACAUGGUAGGGCGGGAGCCAGCGCGCCUUCUUCAGGGGUACCCCCUGUCUCAGUUCUGCCAGGCCAGCAGCUGCGCUUCUCAGAGACCAGGAGACGCGCGGGGCACCCGGACCAACCCCACCAAGCUGCGGGGACUUGUGAGAGAGCUGCCAUCGCGCGGGGCAAGAGCUGCUUCAGCCGCCACCUCCUACUCUGAGCCCUGCGACCCCAGAAGCUGGAGCUGCAGCAGCAGCGGUGACAGCAGCAACAGCAGCGAAGGCAGCCCCAGCAGUAGCAACGGGGAGAGCAGCGAAGACAGCAGCCACACCAGCAGUAACAACACCAUGGACCUCUCAUUUAUGGCAGCCCAGAUUCCUGUUAUGGGAGGGGCUUUUAUGGAUUCGUCCAAUGAAGAGUUUAGUACAGAAUACUCCUUGUUUAACUCAUCGGCCAAUGUCCACACAGUCACUUCUGGGCCAAAUCAACUGGAAGAACCACCUCGUUCUUCCAAUGAUGUCAUCUUAUUAUGGAUUGCCAUAAUUGCCACCAUUGGGAACAUAGUGGUGGUAGGUGUUGUCUAUGCCUUCACCUUCUGAGCAAAGCAGAGAUUGAGCAGCUGGUGACCAGCCUGGGAAUGCGUCCUGACCCUGCCAAGUGGAAGGAGUUGCUGGUGUGAACUCGUGUGCAGCAGAACCUUGCUGGCAUGAACAGCCAGUAACUAACCGUGUGCUUUUUCACCUUGCCCUCAUAGAAUUAGGUCAGGCUGUGCCAAGAUACUGGUCGCUCCAUCAUUUAGUUCUUAACAAAGUCUAGAAAUGAAAAUUGACAAAUAGGCUCAGCCCUCAGUUUCUGCAUCGUCUUUUCAAAGUCUGGUGGUAGAAAUCUAAAUAGAGCUAAAAUGAGUAUUAUACUUUGAACAUAGUUUGGCUUAGACACGUAACCACUAUGCCUUCUUGAGGCUCAAGGUUCAUUUGGAAAACUAGGAAAACAGAUUAACUUGUACAUUUUUCUUGCUUUUUUUUCCCUUCCAGUUGGAUUUUCUGUUCUUUUUUUGUGAGAAGAGAAGGAAAAGUACUUGGGCAAUGAUAUCUACUACCAAAAAACUAAGUUACGCAGUACUCAAAAACUGAUAUUUUUAUCAUAGAAAGAAUGUUUUUUAAUCUCCUUCUGGAAACUAGAGAUGGUCAUAACCAGAUACUAUGUUAGACGUGAUUUAGUCCAAACCCUUCAUUUUUUUCCAGAGUAGAAAAGUGAGGCUCAUACAACUAUUUAUUGCCUAAAGUCACAUAGUCAGUCAGAGAGCAGCAACCAGAACCUAGGUUUCUUUGUUACUCACCCACUGAUAUUUCCACAAUGCUUAUCUCAAAAAUUACCAAGUUUUCUUUUUCAUGAAAGGAGAAACAGUCUUUGAUGAGGUAACUUGGGAAUACUUUAUAUUAUGCCACUUAUAUAAAGGGACAGUCCUGCCGGCUACAUUUCAGAGUUUAAAUAUCUCAUGAAUAUACUUGUGGAUGCCUCAUUUUAUUCCCAACUUCCUUGUGGAAUCAUGCAAUUCUUGGAUGAAAGAGCAGGUCAAGAGGUGCUGAGGAGAGAAUUUCUGCCACUGAGGUUCAAAUUGGAGUCCACCUUUUCUUUCCAUAGUCAUGCUGCUUCCCUCAACAGCUUCAAGAUAACAGCAAUUCCACAGGAAAUGGAAAAUGAAAGGGAAUGGAAGCCCCUUUCCAAGAACCUGUAAUUCUUUUCCCUAUUAUUAUAAGAGAGCCUGCUAUAAGUAUAUUAUAUUGGUAUUAUUCAUCAUUAAUAAAAGUUAAACACAAUCUUUUCCACCUGGGGAUAGAAAUUGUUAUCAUAAAAUGUUUCAAUUUGCCCAGGCCAUCAUUCAGGAGAAUGAGUGAUUUUUAGGACAGAGAAAGGGAAUCUAAUUUUUUGAGUUGAUACCAUCAAGUGACUGAUGCUGAGAUACUAUGGCAACAGAAUUAUCAGACAGACUUUCUGACUGUGGCUGCAGAUUGACUCCAAAAGAGAAUUGGUUAUAUCUCUUGCUUGCAGCUAGACAUCCAGGACUGAAUACAGUGGAAGCCUCUGAAAGUUUGCAAAGCAUGGAUCACGUCAUCAUAUUCUAAUCACCAGAAAAUCAUCAUUGUGUGAAGAAAGAAGUUUGGUAGGCAAGCUGGGCCACUGGCUUUAUACACCUAUCACUGUGCAAUGUUCUUUGAAUUUGUGGUUUGCCACAUUUUCUUAUUUAAAAAAAAAAUAUUUCAGGACUGUCCACUCCUAAAAAUGAAGACUUUCUUGACCACUGGAGCUUUGUUGCAAGGAUCAAUUAAUUGAUCAGCAAGCAUUUAUUUAAGGUCUACUGUAUGUCAGCCACUGGGGAUACAAAAACCAAGAAAUUAAAAUGAAACCGUCCCUGAUUUCAAGGCUCCCUUUUGGACACUGCAGUCUCAGAGAAAUAUUUCAGGCUGGAAAUGUCCAACAAAGAUGUUUUCAAACUGUGGAAAAUUCCUACAGGUUUUAUAAAUGUAUGUCAUUGGCUUGGUUUCCCAUUCCCUAUAAUCAUAAAAUCUUACAGCUGGAAAGAGUUGAAGAGUCCAUAUAAUGUAACCUCCACCUGAGACUUGAAUCCCAUUUAGAGCAUCUCCAGCAAGUGGUCAUUUAUUAGACAGACAGAGCAGUCUGCUAAAAUUCCACUGGGUCUGAAUGUCUUUUGAAGUCCAAACUGGGUGGGAGGGAGGGGAAGCAAGUAACGAGGGAGAAAGAAAGAGAGAAGGAAGGAAUGUGUAGCUCCUAACCAUUGGAAGAUAAUUUGGCAAUUCAACACUACUUCCUUAAUUAUGACUUUUUCCUGUCUCCUUGGUCUCUGCUAGGUAUUGAGGACCCUUGAGAUUUCAGGGAAGGAUAUCAAUAUAAUUCAACUCCAUAUAUUGUCCCACUAUUUUCAAGUUUAUAUUUAAUACUUUCUAUUUCCUCAAGGAGACAGGAAAAAUAAAGAUAGGGUUUGUAUAAUGAUAAUAGUAAUGAUUGUAUCUAGCAUUUAUAUGAAAUUUUAAAAUUUGAAAAGAACUUUAUUUGUUUUUUAUUUGAUCCUCACCAAUUAAUUCUGUGAGGUAGGUGCUAUAAUUAUUAUCAGUGACAAAUUAAUGAGAAAAGGAAGUUGGGGGUGGUUUUCAGCACAUUUAACCAAAGAGAAUUAAAGUUGGACUAUUAGGAGUUGGAUGGUUCCAUUGGUUUAACCCAUCACUUUUUGGAAAGGCUGAUAAAGUGUGACCUGCUCCAGACAAAGCAAACACAUUCCCUGCUCAUAUGGCCCUCUUUUUUUUAAAAAACCCUUACCUUCCAUCUUGGAGUCAAUACUAUGUAUUGGCUCCAAGGCAGAAGAGUGGUAGGGGCUAGGUAAUGGGGGUCAAGUGACUUGUCCAAGGUCACACAACUGGGAAGGGUCUGAGGCCAGAUUUGAACCCAGGACCUCCCAUCUCUAGGCCUAGAUCUGAAUCCACCAAGCUACCCAGCUACCCCCUGGCCCUCCUUUUUUUAAAAGAUCAAGCUUUAAAUGAUCAGCAGAUUGACUUCAAAACCAUUCAAUCUUCAGUUUAGAUAAUUUAAAAAAUAGUUUGUGAAUCUUGGCCCAAGCUAGGACUAGAUGCUAUUAGCAUCUAAUAAACAUUAACUACAAAGAGUAGAAUAGGACAAAUGAAUGGAAUUUCAUAGGACCUUAUUACUUAGAGCUAGAAAGCAACUUAGAAGUCAUCUAAUUCAACCUCAUAAUUUUGCAGGGGAGUAAGUAAAGUUGGGGGGAAAUUAAAUGGUUUGUUCAAAUUUACACAAAUAAUAAGUAGAAACAGAAUUUGAACUCAGAUUCAAUGAUUCCAGAAUAAUAGUUCUUGAGUAGGCAGAUUUAAAUUCAAUAUGAAGCUGAACUUGCUAAAUAUCAGAGAUAUCCAACAACAUUAGAGAAUGCAUUAGAAUAGGUAAGCAGUUCCCUAUCACUGAAUAUCUAGGUCAAAUAGUUAGUGGAUAUACAAAAAUAACAAUGAAAAUGAAAGUCUCUUUCCCCAAAAAGCUUACACUCUAUUGGGAGGUUUUUAAUAUAUAUUCACAGAGAAGUAAGUGUGAAGUAAUUGGAGGAAGGGUUCAGGAAAAAACCAGUAACAACUGGGAAAAUUAGGAAAGAUCUCACUAAAAGGUGGCACCUGAGCCAAGCCCUGAAGGGGGUAAGAAGUUCCAAGAAACAGAUAAAGAGGGAGAACAUUACAAACACCCUAAGCAAAAGUAUGGAGAUAAUUCAUGUUCAAAUACCAAGAAUAUUAUAGACGAUAUCCAUGCACCAAGAUUAGAAGAAGCCUUAGGUCAUCAUAGGCUUUCAGAUUUUACCACAAUAUUCAAGAUUAUUUACAGGAUCAUAGAUUUAGACCUGGAAGACACCUCAGAGACAAAGACAUCCCCAAUUCCUUUAGUUCUCAACUCUUGGGUCUUUCAGUCACUAGGACCUGUCCCCUCAUUUUCUUCUCAAUAAUGGUAACUACCAGAGUUCACCAUGGAUCUUACUAAAUCCUAAGAACUCAUGGAUGUACCUCUAGUCAUUAGGCCACUUUUCUGAUCCUCCCUAUCUUGCCACCACUGGAAUAUAUGGGAUAAAUUGCUCCAUAUUUCAUAAAAUUCCCUCAUUAGACAAUCCCAUAUACCAUAUAAUCUUUGUUUCUAAAGCUACCCUUUCUCUCUUUCCAAAGAGAUAACAUACCAUAUAUUCUCCAUAUCACAUAUAUAUGUAAAUAUGGUGCACAGAUGGGUAUAUUUUUCUCUAUGCUUUCAGGUGAUUAAUUCUAAAAAGUCACUGGCUAUCUUAGAAUCAUAACAAUAUGUAAUCUCUGAACUUGAAGGAACCCCAGACAUCAUCUAGUUUAGCUUUCUACUCUAUUAGUCAUUUCCAAAAAGCGAUCAUCUGACUUAAAUAAGGAACUCCCAGUUUUUUGUGGCAGCUCAUUCCACUUCUUCAUUCAUUAGCUCCAAUUGUCAGGAAGUUUUUAUUUAUGUUGGUCUAAAGCUAACUCCCUGUCUGUUAUAGAUACAAUUCACAGAGUAAGAACAAAGGAGUGCUAUAUUCUCACUACUAGAUCCAUCAAGCUGCACAAUUGAUCAUGGACAGACCAUUAAUAGAGGAGGCAACAAAAAUUGAUUUGAACACAAUCUCAAAAUCUAGGGUACUUUUUUACCUUCUGAGUUCUCAAAAUUCAUGAAAAAGUGAAUUGACAGUUUCUGGCAGUUAAUACAAUCAUUAUAUUGAUCCCUUUCUGCAAUGUGUACUACCUGAAUAUUCAUUCUAAUUACCCUGUUUUGUUUUGUUUUGUUUUCAAUUAAGAGCUUGCAAACAAUUAUCUUAUAACCUCAUUUUCUGGAGCUUUUUUGUGGAUUUUAAUUCUUCAUCAGCACAUUCAUAGUAACAAUGAGAAGGAGCCUCUUCUACCUUUGUCAACAAGCUGUCAUCUUGAUUCCUGUGCCCUCCUUUGUCUACAUUUCUCAGCUUUGGAAACUGGAGUAUUUUGCUUAGUACCUUUAGUCUAGAGCAGGAAUUCUUAAUUUUGUAUCACAGACCCUUUUGACAGUCUGAAGAAGCCUAUGGAUCCUAUUUCAUAAUAAAGUUUUUAUUUUUUAAAAUAUUAUAAUUGAAGGAAAUAGAAAAUUUCAGUUAGAAGUUAAUAAAAAUGAAAAUAUAAUUAUUUGCCCUUUUUCCUGCACCGAGCCCCUGAAAUCUGUCCAAGCUUGCCAGUCUAAGACCACCACCGUACUUCCCCUACUCCCCAUACUUAAAGAAUGUGCUCAGCUCUCCUGGGCAAUGAAGGAAACCUCAAGAAAUUACUGAGGUUAACGCCCUGCUUCCAGGCAGAUGUUUAUCUCUUCUUAUCCAGGGACCCACAGAGAGCUCUGUUACCAAUUAGCAGGAUUGGCAUCUGGCCACUUUCAAACUAAGUUUUAAAUGGACUCCCUGGAAGGCAGCCAGACCACUUUAGUAUAGUAUUCCUCUGUAGAAUGUCCAUGACACAGCCCCCAUGUACAGUAGCCUCUAUGGACCAGCAGAUUACAGACCUCCUCUUCGGUAGUGUGACUCAUACAACAAGAAUCCUGAAAGAUGCAAAAGUACUGCUUGUACUGAUGUUUCUGAACCUGAUAAUAAAAUAUAACCUCCAGGAAGCCUUCAGCCAAAGUAGCCAUUUUAAUGUCAACUUCUCAAAAAUCUCAUUCUCCAAGAAAGUAACGUGGAAGAAUCUUCCUCUGAACUUAGAAAUGUACAUACAUACUACAUAUAUAUAUACAUAUAUACAUGUGUAAGCACAUAUGUGUGAGCGUGUAUGUAAAGUUCAGACAAAAUUAAGUAGAUGGAAGAGAAUCAUGAAAUCAGACAUAGUUCCUACCAGGAGGAAAUUAUAGUGAAAAUGGGCAAGAUAAGACAUAUACACAUGAAAAUAUAAGCAAUAUGAACCACAACACAAGAGGUGUCAUUAGACAGAAUAGCUCAUCUUUUCAACCUGCUUUCCUAAAAAAGUUUUUUUUUCCAAUCACUCCUCAUCUAUAACAUGAAGACAAGUCUGGUGUCUCCUCUGGUUCUAAACUUAUGAUCCUAUGACAUGAAUGGGUGUUAUAGACAAUAAGAAUCUUAGGUUCUUAUUAAGGGCAUUGUAUUCAAUCUCAUCAAAAUGACACUUUAUAGAAUAAUUCGAUAAAUAACUCAUCUUGAUAGUAAAAGAAGUUUACCAGUCAUAUAUCAAGAAGGAGGCACAAUAGGUAACUAGACAGAUUGGAUGUUGAAUUGGCAUCCUCAAAAUAUUAAAAGAGGAAAGCAUUUAAAACUUUGGGCAGAUACUUAAUGCAGAACUUACAGGAAGACAUGAAGGAGCACAGGAUGAGAAAGUACAAAUGAGUGGCAGUUUGCACUAGCAAAAGGAGUAUCCACACAGAGGAGAUCCUAGAUCCACUGAAAUAUGGUUGAAAUAUAUGCUUUAUGGUUAUAAAUCACUUUAUCUCCAUUAGCUCUACUGGUUGUCCCAGUAAGCCUGGGGAGCAAAUAGGGCAAGGAUUACCAUCCCUUUUUUACAGAUAAGGAAAUCAAGACUUAAGAAGAUUGAAUGAAAAAAAAAAAAAGAAGAUUGAAUGACUUACUCCAGGUAAUGAAGCUUGAGGAACAGAAUAGGAGUGUAAAUCUAGGUCUUUUCCAUUAUAGGGUCCCUCAAAUCCUUUAAUUUUUGUAAUUAUCCUGCUAUUUUUUAGUGAAAGACUUGAUCAUCUAAGCUGAUCAUUAAAAAUCCAGGUCAUGAAUCUGUAACAAACAAUGACACAGUUGCCUCUUCUCUCAAAUGUCUUUGAACUAUGGCUUAAUGAGGGCAAUCCUAAACGAGUUUAAUUCUGAAAAGACAUAUUAAAAUCAAUCUUUAAAGUACUCUGACAGAUAACAUGAAAAUCUAUGAUGAGCUACAUUUUUUUGCUAUAACCAUUAGAUGUAUAAUUUUAACAUCAUAUUGAAUUGUACAUAGUUGUAUAAGUUCUAAUAGAAUGUGGAUUUCUAUGUCAUUGAGUCUAGCCUACAUUUAUUUUUAAAAACUUAAUUUUUUACUAAAUGCAGUACGAAAGGUGCUGUGACCCAAACUUCAAACAUACAUAUGUUAUCAAUUCUUGUUCUCUAAUAUACUUUGUCACUACUUUUUUCUAUAUACUACUUGACACAAGAGAAAAGUCAUAUAAAAUGGUGGUUCUUAUGAUAUUGCAGCCCAUGACUUUCAAAGAGAAUUUUUAGUUCACCUCACUCCCUCCUACAAACAGUUGGGGAAAGAAUCUCUUCAGUGCUGGGAUUAUAUUUUAAAAAGCCAUAUAAAAUGAGGAAAGGGUCUUAUAAUUAUAGAACAUGAAAUGGUAGAAAUGUGAAGCAAUAUUAGAGGUCAGAGAACUAAAAAAUGUUAAAGCUUAGAAGAUAUUUGAAACAAAGAAAAGAACAUUAAAUAGAUUUGGAAAAAAAAAAACUUUUGAGAUCAUCUUAAUGAAUUCCUUUGCUUUAAAGAUGAGGAAACCAAGUCAGAGGGAUCAGAAGUAAUUUUUCCCAGAGUCAUUUGUCUUCUCUACGAAUCUCGCCAAAUGUGUUUAUGUGACAUUGGGCCAAACUGUUGAUUCAAUCAGUUCAAUGGGGGUAAAAUCCAUCUGACUUAUGAAUUUUGUACCAUAUUGACCCUUUGAGUGGACAGAAGCAAAUCUCUUCAAAGGAGAUCCUAUUAGCAAGGUCCCCCCAAAAAUGAAUAGACAUUCAUGUAUCACAUACAGGUAUCAUGUAUGUACCCCAAAGUUUCUAAAACUGCUUAACAAACCAUUUAUCAAGCCCAUAAAAAGGCCUCGGUAGCAGAGGUAAUAUUUUCUUUAUUAGCAGGCUAUCUCACUAACCUGUCAAUGACUUUCUGAUGAACUACUACAUAUAGUGUAUACUAUGGAUUCUUUUUUAUUUAAUUUGGAAAUUUUUAUUUAAUUAAUUAAUUUAGAAUAUUUUUUCCAUGGUUACAAGAUUCAUGUUCUUUACUUUCUCUCCCCCAACCCCUCCCAUAGCCAACAUGCAAUUCCACUGGGUUUUACUUGUGUCCUUGAUCAGAACCUAUUUCCAUAUUAUUGAUAUUUGCACUAGGGUGAUCCUUUAGAGUCUACGUCCCGAAUCAUAUCCCCAUCGACCCAUGUGAUCAAGCAGUUGUUUUUCUUCUGGGUUUCUACUCCUACAGUUCUUCCUCUGAAUGUGGAUAGCGUUCUUUCUUGUAAGUCCCUCAUGCUAUGGAUUCUAAAAAGUACCUAAGACACAGUGCCCAUGACUCAAGAUAGUAUAACUUAAUUGGGAUGACAAGAUUCAUAAUGAACAUCAAAAUAUAGUUGUGGAUUCAAAGCAGUGAGAAGACCUAACAAGUAGUAAAAUAAUAAAUGCUAUCAGAUUUCUGAAUUGGGAAAGAUCACUGUGGAUCAGGGAAACUUCAGAGGAGUUGAUAGUUGAGCUGAGCCUUAAAAGAAUGGGUAGGAUUUCUAUAGGAAGAGAUGGUUAUUAGCUAGGGGAGAAGGAUGACAGUUGGGAAACGUUAGAAGUGUGGGGAACAGUCAAUGGGAAGAAGAAAGGGAUAAAGUACUAAUGACCUUAACAGAAAAAGUUGACUAAUGCAUUGCAGUCUACACCUGGAAGCAGAUUAGUGGCUAGAGCUUGUUUCAGCUCCAGUUGUCCUGUCCAUGACCCUCCAUGAAUUUUUCUCUUUUUUAUAAAUAUGCAGCUAAGUGUCCUAGAUUGAAGCCUCAAUCAGGAAGACUUGGGUUUGGGUUCUUCCUCUGACACUUAAUCUGUGACCUCAAGCCAGUCAUUUAACUUCUCUCCAUGUCUAUAGGCAUGUCUUUAAGACUAUAAACCACAGAAGGCAUUAAUUGGCAUUAAUAGAGGGAAUUUACUCUUUGGGAACUACCUAGACCUCUGAGAUUCCAUGUUUAGACAAAUUAAAAUAAAAUAAUUCAUUGCUAUUCCUUUUCCAAGGCCCUCACCUUUUUGUGGCUAUAAAUGGGUCAAGUUGAUAUCAGAACAGGCUGACAUUCUCCUGGAACUAUGCCUGUAACAAACAGUGCUGGAAAUAUGAAUGAUACAUACAGAGAACAUUGGGAUUUGGUAUUUCCCUGGAAGUUUUACUAGUUUAUUGAAUGAAAAGAUAUUUUAACAUCUUUUUUUGAAUGUCCUUUCCUACUUGCAUAACUGGGGAAUUUCCUAACAAUGUUAAUACUGUCUCUCUUUUCUUGUCUUUUUAACAUUGUUAAAAAAUACUGAUUAAAGUAAGAUUUAAAUGUGCUUUUACGGAUCACAUUCACAAAGCUAAAAGGCUGUUUUUUAUGUAGAUAUUUUUGUUUAGUUGGCUUUGUAUGGACUGUUUACUAUUAUCCAGUUAUUGUCAUAUUAUAGCAAAUAUUUUCUCCAUAAAUACUUGGUACUAGUUUGUCUGUAGAUACAGAGCUUUCAAUAAAGAACAUGGUCAAUUAAUAAAGAAAA